Molecule: messenger RNA, 2940 nt
Organism: Anopheles funestus (African malaria mosquito)
Lineage: Eukaryota; Metazoa; Arthropoda; Insecta; Diptera; Culicidae
Exons: 3
Coding region: 332-1219 (295 amino acids)
Source: RefSeq, a predicted model, not a curated record
ACUGCCCAAAUAACAAUUGACAGCUAUCUUGUAGGCACGAGGGGUACAAAAAUACAGGAGCAUGCUGCGGGGGGUUGUGGUGAUUUCAAGGCAUGCGGUUGAUGUGUCGAGAGAAAGAGAUGGAAGAUGAAUAGACAGAGUGAGAAUGAUGAUUAUCAAAGUUGACACAGAAAAAUUACAGACACCAUCAAAAACGCGCCAAAAAAUUCAAACGUGCUGCACGCAAAUUUUGCUAGAGUCGGAAAAUUAAAUAUCAAUUGUCUUCUGAGUUUAUCCUACGCGUUUUCAAAACACAACAGUGCUGUGAUUCGUAGUUUUUUCGGUGUAAAUCAUGGAAAACGUGAAAAGAGUGAAGAAAUCCGGUAUGGUCAACAAGUUGGGCAAAGCAUUGUGGGCACAUUAUGAACGGCAAUGUGGUGAUGAGCAUCAAGGUGAACCAAGCAUACAGCAAAAUACUCCAGCUUCAGUAACACAGCCCCCUUCUUAUGUUGAAGAGUACCUCGAAGAUAUGCCGGAUGAAGGUGAAAUGUUUUUAGAGGAAGAACUCUUAAGCAACGUCGAUGAUGUAGACGAGGAUGUGGAUUUCCUAGAUCUACCACAAAUGAAUGACGAUGAGCAGCAUGAGGAUGAAAAUGAGUUUAUCGAAGAUGAGUCAAAUCUGUUUGUUAGAAAACUGCGAAUUUGGGCUCUAUCACAUAGAGUAACCCAUGUGGCUUUAAAGGAAUUAUUGUCAAUAUUGUCGGAUAUUGAUGGUCUGCAUAUCCCACAAGAUCCAAGGACAUUAUUAAAGACGCCAAAGGCGGUAGGAAAAGAGAUUACGACAGUUUCGGGAGGAGAGAUGUGGUACCAGGGAAUCGAAAAAUCUUUAAAGCAUCAUUUUCGAUCUAUUACCCCUUCCGUUGAUGUGUUCGUUAUUAAUCUCUUCGUGGACGGCCUUCCUUUACAUAACAGUUCUCCCACCGAAUUUUGGCCAAUUAUGAUGCAGCUUUACGAACAGCCGGAAGUUCCUAUCUUAACGUUAGGAAUAUAUUGCGGAUCGUCGAAACCACACAAUGUGGAGGACUACCUACGGCCUCUAGUAGUUGAUUUGAACCACGCAAUAGAAGAAGGAAUUGUGAUCAACCGAAAGAAGAUCAACAUAUGUUUAAGAGCAUUUAUUGCUGAUACCCCGGCACGAACAUUCAUAAAAGGUAUUUAUAAAAGUAUAUAUUUUUUGUGAAAUGCUUACAACCGUUUUGUUGAUAUUUCAGGAGUAGCAGCUCACAACGGUUAUCAAGGCUGUACAAAAUGCAAAAUUGCGGGAAGAUAUUGCAAAGCAGGACGAAAGAUUAUUUUCGAAGGAGUAGCUGCCGAGCGGACGGAUGCUGAAUUUAGAGGUGGAAAUUACAUCAUAGGGCAUCAAAAAAAAUUGACACCACUUUUAGACGUAAAAGGAUUAGAUGUAGUUAAACAAAUUUUAGUGGCAGACGAAUUGCAUAUAAUCCAUUUAGGAAUAAUACGAAAAUUAUUGAAAGGCUACACAGUAGGAGCUUUAUCUCCGUUUGAAAAAUGGAAUCAUGAAGAAAUUUCAGAAUUUUCAAAAACUUUGGUUAGUAUAGAGUUACCAGCUGAAAUUCAUCGAGUUGUUAGACCGCUGCAACAUGUAGCAUAUUGGAAGGGUACCGAGUACCGCACUUUUUUAAACCAUAUUGGAAUACCGUUUCUUAAAGGACGAAUUAAUGAUGCAGCUUACCAUCAUUUCAAACUUUUUUAUGUAGCUAUUACUUUAUUUUCAAGUCAACAUUUUGCUAGCUACUGGAAACACGCGGGUAAAUUAUUAGAAAAAUUUGUAGUUGAUUAUAGCGAUGUUUACGAUAGAAAGUACUUGACUAGCAAUGUUCAUAAUUUAUUGCACAUUGAAGCAGAUGUAACAAUGUUCGGGGCCCUUCCAACGAUUUCGUCUUAUCCUUUUGAAAACAGGUUGCAAUUCAUAAAAAAAUUGAUUAGAACGGGGCACAGGACUUUGAGUCAGGUUAUUUGCAGGUUAACUGAGCUGAACCAAGUCGAAAAUGAAAUGAGUAAAGACAGAUCAGAAUAUCCACACUUAAAAUACAAAAAAAAUGAAGUAAUUUUGCAAGUAAAACCAAAUUUCGUAUUAAGGACAGGAAAUAGGAAUGGUUUUUUUUUAACAAUCGAAAAUGAUGUCUUUAAAUAUAGCACAGCAUUCAUUGAAAACGGUACAAUUAUUAUAGAAGGAUACAAAUUGCUAAUUAAGCAAUCGUCAUUUUCCUAUCCUUUAAGCGCCGAUGUUAUUUAUAAUUUUGAUUUCAAAAUAACAGAUGUAGCAGUUGAGACGGAAAAGGUAGCGUUAAACGAUGUUAAGUGUAAGUUGGUAGCAGUUUCUUUGGAUAGAGGAAAAACGUAUCAUUUAAGCCCACUCUUACACACACUGAUAGUAUAGGUGAUAGUAAGAGGGAAGGAUGUGAAUUUAUACUAAUGUGAUCAAAUCAAAUCGACUAAUGUAAUAAAUCAAAUCGAAACGAUGGCAUUAUUGUUAGUUCAAUUCUUUAUUUAAGUUCAUUUAAUACAAGUAAUCCAAAAAUACGGCUUGGCCGUUCCUUAUGAAAAAAAUAAAGGUAAUCAACAAUUAGUCUUCAUAUUCUAUGUCUAAAUUUUCGCUGUCGCUAUCUCUUGAUGACACUACCGUGCAUUGUACUCCUUUAUCUUCGUGUUUUGGCCCACAGUUAUACAACUUAUUUACAAAAAAAUUCUUAACAUGUUCGUCCGUUAAAUCGAGGAACUUAGUUCCUCCUACAAACUUGAACAAAUGUAGCACAUAUGUGUAUUGUGAAAGUUGUACUUUCUUCUGACGAAUACCGCGUCCUGUCCAACUACAUUUUCUCAAAAAAUAGUUGUCAAAUAACAAAUCUAACACAAUUUUUAAUCUUUUGUCCACAUCAG